AUGGCGAUCCAAGCAGCCGCAAUCUUGGGUGAUUCUAAAGCGACACUCAUCCCCAACGUCCUAGAGUCCGGCACCAAGCCUGCAAGCCCGGAAGUCCGAAGACGCAAAUUCGAAACCGCCUAUUUCCCAGAGAUCGUGGCGGCGGCAGACAAAGCCCUUGAGGCCUUUGACCAAGUCCGCCAGGAUGUGGUGCGGCUGCUGCAUCGGCCCUGGGGCAAGCGCGAGGUCAGCUGGACGGACGCCGAGUGGGACAGGCUGGAACGCCAGUCCCAGCGGUACAACACGCAGGCCCUGAUGAUCAGCUGCGGUACCGUCACCAUCGACAAGGCCAGCUCCCGGGACCGCCGCAUCCUUCUCAUCUGGAACAAGCGGAUCGGCGCGUGGCAGCUGCCCAAGGGACGCAGGAACAUCGACGAGGACUUCGCCGUGGCGGCGCUGAGGGAGACGAAAGAAGAAACUGGAGUGGAGGUUCGGCCGCUGUAUUUGAGAUUUGGUACGCGGUUUACUAUUCCUACGAACAGUAGGGGGCUGGAGGAUGGGGAGGUGGCGCAGAGGUUGAGGAAGAGACCUUUUAAGACGGGCGGCGGUGGAGAUGGCGGGUGUGAUAAUGGGAUCAUGGAUGUUCUGAAUAGGGAUAUGUUCUACUCGAGCGAGUAUCCGGAUCCGGCGACGGGGGCUAUGAGGCACAUAUACUGGUACGCAGCUAAACCAGAUCAAAGCACGACUUGCACGCGGGACUUGAUGGGGCAAGAGGAUCUCCUGAAGAUGGAAAUGCGGUGGUUUCCGGCCCCAGAGGCCGUUUACAGACUCAAGAUGUCUGUCGAGAAGGAGGCGGUCGCCUUGGCCGUGUACUACGCCGAGCAGAUGUCGGAAGAAGAAUGGAGAUACUCACAACAACUGUAG
This is a messenger RNA of Pseudomassariella vexata, 903 nucleotides long. RefSeq lists its product as uncharacterized. Gene Ontology annotation, molecular function: bis(5'-nucleosyl)-tetraphosphatase (asymmetrical) activity. The transcript is spliced from 2 exons. The record is from RefSeq and is a predicted model, not a curated record. Gene Ontology annotation, biological process: ATP biosynthetic process; AMP biosynthetic process. NCBI's taxonomy places the organism in Eukaryota, Fungi, Ascomycota, Sordariomycetes, Amphisphaeriales, Pseudomassariaceae. Bases 1 to 903 code for a protein of 300 amino acids.